AUGAAAAGCAAACCCAAUUUGAAUAUAACUGUAAAAGGGGCAAAAUUACUUCAAGAUCUUGAUGAAUAAAGAGGAAAAGGCAAAUAAGAUCCAUUUACUGUAAUUCAAUUAGGAAACUAAAAGUUUAAAACUAAAACAGCUACAAAUUAAGGAAAAUUUCCAAUUUGGAAUGAAACAUUUUAAUUAGUAUAUGAUCCUAAGAAUUCAAACUUAAAUGUUUCUGUAUUUGAUAUAGAUCCACAAAAAAAAAAUUCAGAAGAAUUAAUUGGAGGAGGAAUUCUAAAUUUAUAAAAUGCAGAAACUGCUCCAGAAUGGUUAGUUUAGGUACCAUUAUACAAAAAUUAAAAUGAUAUGGGAUCCCUUGAAUUAUAAUUUGAUUUUGUUGGUAAAUAAAAACCACCUGCAAAGCAAAAUAAAAGUGAAUUAGGAUCAGAAAGAUAAUUAGAUAAAUCAAAUAAUAAUAAUUCUUUCUAAUCAUAAAAAUAAUAAAGGUAGUCAUAAGAUAAUAGUUAUGAUUUUUAGACUGUUAAUGUAGAUGCAUAAUAAACUGAGUUAAAAAAAUGGAUUUAGGAUAUAAAAGAAAGAUAAUAUAUAAAUACUUUGAAAUACUUAGAGGAUUCAAAAUUAUCAGCUGCAAUAGAAAAAGCAUUGAAUGAAGUUGCGGAAAAGAAUCCAGAAAAUUAAAUUGAUUAUUUUGCUGAUUGUUUAUUAAAAUUUAAGUGAUAAUGACAAGCAUCUCAUAUAAUACCAAGAAAUUAAGGCCAUUCAAAACUUAAAGAGAUUAAUUGCUAAAUGAUCUUAAAAAACUAUAACAAGAAUAUGCAGAAGAAGAAAAGCUUAAUGAUUUGUAUUUUGAUGAGAUUGGUAAAGCAGAAAAGGUAUUUCUUCAAUUUUAAAUAGGAAUAUGAUGCCUUAUUAAAAUAACUUGAACAGCAUCAGAAAUAACAUCAGGAUAAAACAGCAGGCUCUGUUUCAUAAGAAACCUAGGGCAUAGAUGCAAAAUUAGAACACGAAGUCACAUAAACGCUAAAAUUAUUUCUUUUAAAUGUUAGCAAAAAAGAAAUAUUAGAAAUGGUCUAGGAAUAAGAAAUAGCAAAAAGAUAAACUUAGUAUUAAAAUCGAAAUUUAACUCUAAAUUUAAAAUAAGAUGAAGAAAUUGCAAAAGCUGAAGAUGAAUAACAGGAUAAUGGAUAUUAUAUUACAUUAAAAAAUUAAUCUAAUGCUGUUUAAGUCAAAGUACCUGGUACAAUUAAGACUUUUAAAGAAUUAAAGUAAAUUGUCAAAUCUUGUUUUAUGGCAGAGGAUAAUGAAAUAUUUUAUACAGAUUAAAUGGGUAAUUUAUUAUAAUUUGACAUGAAUGUAUUAAAUGAAUUAUACCCACCAAUUUAUGAACUUCUCAAAAAUUAUGAACCUAUUGUUGGAGUGCAAAUUAUUAAAUAAAAAAAGUAAAAGGAAGAUAAAAUAAAUACAUCAAUAAACGAUGAAAUUUUAUUUACAGAAGCUUAUCCUGAAGGAUUAACAAAAGGUUAUAGAUAAACUAGAAGAUUAGAAAAUAAAAUCAAUUGGUCCUUGUAUCUAGGGUAUUUAAAUAAAGUGAAAUAUUUUUUUGAAUCUUGUCUUUUUAUACUAUUAUUGUUUUUGUUUAUACUCACAGAAAUCAAUUAAAUCAAAUUUGUUACUAAUACCUAAAUAUUAGCUUCAUUUCAAAAUUCUUAUCCUAUUUAGAGAUCUUAUUCUAAACCAGUAUUUGAUAUAGCAGCACUUAUUAAUCAAACUUUAGGAGAAGUAAAUGAUACACAUAUCUUUUCCAAUUAUCCAUUAAAAUCAGCAUUACUAAUCUAGAAAUUAGUUUAAGAAGAAGAUUUAGAAGAAUGCCAUAUAUUGAAUUAAAAUUAAAAAGACAUUUUUUUAAACAAAAAUUAAAGCUGCCUAAAUUUUGAUUAAUUAUUUAUUGAAGAUUUAGAAGGAGAUUUUCCUUAAAGUUAAUUUGAUCCAUCUAAAUAUGAUAAUUAUUUUGGAGGAUAUGUUUGGUAAUUGAAUCUCACAAAUUAAGAAAGUUUAACUAAUAGUCUUUAAGAAAUGGAAUCAUAAAAUUGGUUAAGGUAUAAUAUUAAAUAAUCUUAAUUCAUUUUAAAUUAUUUUAAUAGCCCAAGUUAAAGGUUGAUAUAAGCGACUAUCUCAACUUUGUAUUUAUUUAAUGAUGUAAAAUAAAGUUUAAAUUUAGGAAUAACUUAAUUAUAAUUCUAUGUAAACAUAAGCCUUUGAUUUAAAUGCUAAAACAGAUUAAGAAAUUCUUGCUCAUAGCAUUAUGUUUUAUGUAGCUAUUCUUUUACUUAUUCCAUCAUUUUUUGGUAUAAGAAUUCAUAAUUAUUUUAAGAUUUUUUUGGAUUUUAUUUUAUAGGUACUGAAAAUAGCUUAAUUCUUAUAUAUUUAUAGUACAUUGAAUUAUUAAACAGAAGAAAAAAAAUGUAAUCUAAAAAAAGAGAUUUGGCACCAUAAGAGGAAAGAGAAUUUCAAUAAAAAAAAUUAAUUGUAAGUGAUUUUUUUAUCUUAAACUUAAAAGUUUUAUAUGUAACAAUAAAAAUCCCAUUAAUAUUCGAUAUAAUUUGUAAGAGUAAUUAUAUAAUUUAGAUAUGUUAAGCAAUGUAAGUAUAUUAAUUAGAAGUACAAUUUCGAAAUCAUAUUAAGAUGAGUUAGAUAAAAUUGAAGUUGGAUCAGAUUUAUAUUAAGAUAUAUCAAUGUUAAUAACCCCACUUUACACAGUUAGAAUUUAUGAUGGAAUUCAAAUGUUGUUCUUAAUGAUAGCUGUUAAUAGAUUUUUAGGAAAUUGGAGUCCUUAUCUUAAAUGUUAUGGAUUAGUUAUUAUAAGGGUAAAAUAGUAUAAAAAUUAUUUAGUUUAAUAAAGAAUCAUGGUUUUUACUUUUGGUGUUAAUAUUUAUUAUUAGUAUUUGUGCAAUGUCUUGGUGCAUCACAAUAUAAGGUAAAUUAGUAACCCAUGAUAAUUUCUUUUAUUCAUUUCUUGGCUUAUUAAGAUGUACUCUUAAGUAUGGAAUGCAUAAUGAUAUAGCAGAAUAGAAUUUAUUUAACAAUUAUGUGAAGGAUAUUAGUUAUUCAUUUGAUACAAGAUAUGUAUUUAUUUUUAUAAAUUAGAUAUAAUAUGUAAUUGUAAUGGUACUAACUAUGAUUAUGGUUCCUAUAUUUAUUUCUUUAAUGACACAAUAAGUACAUAAUACAAAAGAAGAAGCUAAAUAAAAGAUGAUGGAUUUUAAUAAAUGA
This is a messenger RNA of Paramecium sonneborni, 3276 nucleotides long. The record is from the annotation of a GenBank genome assembly. NCBI's taxonomy places the organism in Eukaryota, Ciliophora, Oligohymenophorea, Peniculida, Parameciidae.